AUGGUGCUUACAGCAAUGCCCGUUACGCCAACAACAACAAUGACCAAUACAUCGAUGGUCUUUACUUCAACCCAUCUGGCUACAACAGCGGUUACAACAACUACAACAACAACUACGGAUCCAACUACGCUAACUCUGCACCAUACGGCAGCAGCUACUCCUCAAGGUCAUACGGCAGUAGGUACGGCUCCGGAAGAGGAUCAUCUUACGGCAGAAAUAACGCUUACCAGGCUAACAACAACUACAACAACAACAACAACAACAACAACUACAAAUCUGGUAAGUGUUGACCGUGUGCGAUUAUCUACCUAUUAAUACUUAACAGAACUGUUAAAACUAUUUAAUAUUGCAGAUUAUCUGUUUAAAGAGAAACAAAAAGGAAUGUUACUUUAGUGUUCCGUGCUACCGAAAGUUGAUCUUCAAACAUGCUUAAGUUAUUGCCAACACGUUUAUAAAAUAAAUAGAUAGCCCGCCGAACAUUGGCGACAGCAACGUGAACUUCCCCCCCCCCCCCCCCUAUACGUUAUUUGACACAAACUGAUUUUAAGUAACGCAAUUUGUAAUGAUUACGUCUAAGAAUUUUAUUUUGCACGCCCAAGGGACACAGUUUUACAACCAUACAUACUUACAUAGCUAGAGUAUUAUUACUUGUGAUAUUUACCUGAUAUUUAUAAAAUUAAAUAAGUGAAAGAUUGCUUCUUGGUGCUUAAGUAUCAUGGUGUUUAUAUGUCAUAGUGCUUAUAUAUCAGGUUGCUUAAAAGCUAUGGUGUUUAUACAUCAUGGUUAUGCUUUGGUUCAAGAAACUAAAUAAAUCCAUGUUAAGCAUUUUAUAAUAAAUAUAAUUUAUUUAUAUGAAACCAUUAUUUUUUAAAAAUUAUUUACGUUUUUUAGCUUCAUGCGUAAUUCUGCUUUUUAUUUAACACAUGAUUAAUGACAAAAUAUUAGUAUUAAGUUGAAUACUUAUUAUGUUUUGUGAUGAUCCUGCAUUUAAAUUACGAUUAAUCAGUUUAACACCUUUAUUUAUUUCAGGAUCCUAUUAAAUACAAAAAUUUCCAGAGACCUAAGAGCAAUACAACAUUCCCGUUGUACAUUCCGAGGUUCUCCA
Messenger RNA from Lymnaea stagnalis (great pond snail), 1105 nucleotides. NCBI's taxonomy places the organism in Eukaryota, Metazoa, Mollusca, Gastropoda, Lymnaeidae. The record is from the annotation of a GenBank genome assembly.